CACACUACCACUAUUCCGCGAACCAGCAACGUCCAUUGAGAAAAAGAAGUGAACAGGGGACUCGUGUCAAUCAUCGGGCCAGCGGAACAGUGUCAUCAUCAUUGUACAGAUGGACCCCCGAUCAGCUCGACCGUCGACAACAACACCAGGUGCCUCCAAUCCCUUCCCCUCCCCCUCGCCCAGCCUCAGUGUCGCCCACAUACCUGGCGCUGGAGUCCCGACCAUCCCGGUCGACGUCGUUUCCUCCGAUGGCAUCAACGGCUACAACACGGCCCUGGUCACCGAGUUGUUGAGGCACAAGCGCAAAGCCCGCGAUGUCAAGUCCUGCUUCCCUUGCCGACACCGAAAGGUCCGCUGCGACGGCGGUCUUCCAUGCUCCAACUGCGUCAAGAGAGACCACGUCUCGCUGUGUCGCCGCGUCACUACCACUCCCGGAGCCUCCUCGUCAGUGACCACCAAGUCCACCGUCACCAAGCGAAUAUCCUCGUCAGUCGCCGCUACUUCGCCGAGAUCUGUCGGCGGCGGCGAUCCUUACAACGCCGGGAGUAAUGGGUUUGCUACUUUUGACCCCACGACAACGGGGCAACAACAACAGCAGCAGCAGCAGCACAAUGGCUAUCUUGACAAUAGCUCUCCAGACGUUGGAGUCAACGGAUGCAUCCUCGAACGUCUCGAAAACAUUGAGAGGCAAAUCCAAGCUCUCAAGUCGGACUUGGUCCAGCGCCGGUCCAACCGAGCAUACCAGAAUGCCGGCAACCAGCAACCCUAUGCCCAAUCAGAUGCGCAAACACCAUCAGUGUCGCAGUAUUCCGAGCAUCAGCACCACCACCACCAACAACCAGAUACUCCCGACCUUCUCCCCCGCCUAGACUCGUUAGUAGCCACCACCACCACCACCUACGGCAACCACCACAGCGCUUCCCACGACAACCGUAAACCGUCUUCCACCCAAGCCCGCUACGGCGCCACCCCGCCUGCCAUCUCUCAGCUCGAAGCAACCUCCCUCUUCCGCGGAAAACAUUUUGUCGAAGAAGCCACAGGCGCCACCAUUUUUCUUGGUAGGCGUGCCGACCCUCCUCUUUCACUCGGCUGCUUCCAGGACCCUGCCCCUCUCUUCUCUCCCGGCGGGGACGCCGGCCUCAACGGACAGGGCGGAGCAGGAGGAGUCAGACACCACCAAGUCCAGCUGACCCCGCGGACGUAUCCAUUCACCAACCUGUGGACCCCCGAGGCCAAGCUAGGCGACGUUUGUCGGACACUGCCUUGUCAGAGCGACAUCAUUCGGUACUGGCAGGCUUUUGAGACGUAUGUCUAUCCGUUUUACCCGAUUCUCAUGGCGCCCGACGAGUUCCGGGCGAGUAUCUAUGCCUUCUUGUCGAGGCAGCCGAUGAUGAGUAGAGCGCAGCAGCAGGAGGCCGAGGGGGGGAUGGGGAAUGGCAAUGGCAUGGCAGGAGGGCCGACGAUGAGUUGGAUCGAGGAAAAUACGGAUCCGAGCUGGCUGGCCUUGUUGUUUGGUGUGCUGGCGUGUGGGACCCAGUUUAGCGAGGAUACGGCGGAGGAGAGGCGCAUGAUCAUCUGGCAAGACACCUUCCUUUCCCUCACCUACGACCGCCCGCCCGUCGCAACCUCCACCAUCCUGCACAAUGACAUGCUCGGCACCCACCGCCACCUUGCCUCCUCGCGCUCUUCCAGCGUCAACCCCGACCCCACGAAAUACACCUUUACAGAAACCGUCUUCCGAGUUUGCCUUGUCGUUCUCGACUGGACCCGCGAGGGCACCGCGACUGCCCAAUCUCCUACUGCCUUGUUCGGGACGGAAAAAGACCGCCGCUACUCGCAAAUACACUCGCUGCUUCAUUUUAAGCGCCAGUUCGAGCUGGUCCUCCAAGAUGCAGUCCAGUACCUCAGGGAUGACUCGCACUGCAAGACUCGCCAAGAGCAUUUGGAGCGAUUGGGGCUCCAGAUCCAUGGGGCCAGUGCAUUGUGUAGGAUGUAUCGAUCGUGUGUGAAUUCGCUGCGUGAGGAUCGUGGCCAGCAAGGGGGAUAUGACGCGGUCGGGAUCCAGGGACAAGAGGAAGAACAGCUGACGAGCGACUACGCCAUGUAUGCCACCGAAGCUGUUCGUGGAUUCCUGGAUAUGUACCAGUUGAGUCCGACCGUGUGUCGGUCGUGGCCGUUUGUGCAUAAUGCGGUUAGUUCGGCGGUGAUGUUGAGAGAGAUUCUGGUUGGUGGUGGCCCAGGGGGCUCGUCGACUCCUACUUCUAGCCAUCAACAGCAUCAGCAGCAACAGCAGGGAAGCGGAAUGCAGGCACUAAGAGAGGAAUGGACGAGAAGGAGCGAACCCCUGGUUCAAAAGCUGAUUGCCGUCUUGGAAAAGGAGGAGAGGGAGAGAAAUACACGAUGGACUGGUCUGGCAUUGUAGACAUAGUAGCAUACAUGGAGUUUGUGUUUUUGGAAAGAGAUGUCAAGUUUUGGAUGUUGGAUUCAUGUUUACGUCAGUUCUGUUAGUAGAGAUACACGUGUAAUGUCAGAUGAACUGUUGGCACCUGCCGGCCAUGCAUUCUGCGGUCAUCUGACUGUAGUGAUCCAGCGUGGCAGGUGUUUCUCGAUCAA
Messenger RNA from Neurospora tetrasperma FGSC 2508, 2613 nucleotides. RefSeq lists its product as uncharacterized. Gene Ontology annotation, biological process: regulation of DNA-templated transcription. The transcript is spliced from 4 exons. Gene Ontology annotation, molecular function: zinc ion binding; DNA-binding transcription factor activity, RNA polymerase II-specific; carboxy-lyase activity. The coding region runs from base 110 to 2422 and encodes 770 amino acids. The record is from RefSeq and is a predicted model, not a curated record. Lineage: Eukaryota; Fungi; Ascomycota; Sordariomycetes; Sordariales; Sordariaceae.